Molecule: messenger RNA, 567 nt
Organism: Closterium sp. NIES-65
Lineage: Eukaryota; Viridiplantae; Streptophyta; Zygnematophyceae; Desmidiales; Closteriaceae
Source: the annotation of a GenBank genome assembly
AUGCCAUUUCAACAAGCACCAGAGCAACGGAGUCGACUAUCGCCGCUGCCUUUCGCCACGUGCUUCAAGCCUCUUCCAGCCUUAACUUCCAUGCCAUCCAACGCCGGGCCAACCGCUCCACCAGCUACAUUGACACGUGCCGUAGCCAGUCCGGCUCGUUCAGCGUCCGAGCAACCAGGAGCCACGGAUCCGAUUGAUACCGAGCCGACUCCCGUUGUCCCGACGGGCGACGCCAUGGUCUCAUUCCUUCGUACAUAUGGGUCCGUGCUUGAGCGUGCCAGCAGCGGCAAGGUCGGCAUCACUGGGGAUAGUUUGGCAGCUGCAGGGACAAUGGUGGUGGAUCGCGUUCACGUGGGGCUCUUGGCCAUGCUGGGACAUCCUGUGCAUGGCAUUGAAGCACAGGAGGAGUGGCGUCCCAGCGAGGCCAUGGUAGAAAGGUGUCUGCUGGAGCUGGAAAAAGACAUUGAUGGUUUCAGGGAUGCUCACGCUCAUCCUCCUCCACGAUCUCGUGUGCGCCUUGCUGCAAUCCACUGCUUUGACGCAGCUAGGUUGAUUCACAGCCUCUAA